AUGGAGGAUGCCUUUAAGACCUCAGACUGGGGGGAACGAGACAUCAACGUCAACGGUGGAUACAUCUCUCACCUUCGUUUCACCGAUGAUAUCGACAACUUUACGGAGACGUUGGAUGAGCUACGCCAAAUGCAGGCCGGCCUAAAUGACUCCUUCCGACGAGACGGUCUCGGUAUGAAUUUGGACAAAACGAAAGUUAUGUUUAACAACCGAGUUAUACCGAGGGCGGAUGUAACAGCGUUAAGGGAGCACGAGUCCCAUCAUACCGGGGAGAAACUACUUACCUGUAAAUUAUGUGACAGUAGCUUUAGGACCAGUGGGGCUCUUAGUAGACAUAAGAGGGUAGUCCAUAAUGUUGUUAAUAGAUUACUACUGUUAAAACACACAGAAUCAGACAUUGAAGAUGUGGAACAAUAA
This is a messenger RNA of Melitaea cinxia (Glanville fritillary), 417 nucleotides long. Its product is annotated as MDS1 and EVI1 complex locus protein EVI1-B-like. NCBI's taxonomy places the organism in Eukaryota, Metazoa, Arthropoda, Insecta, Lepidoptera, Nymphalidae. The record is from RefSeq and is a predicted model, not a curated record. The coding region runs from base 1 to 417 and encodes 138 amino acids. The transcript is spliced from 2 exons.